UUAGUGUCAUUGAAACUGUUGCUUUUUGUGAAAUUUUUUGAACCUUCCUCUGUCAAAGUUUGUAUUUUUAUUUUUGUUUGCUUGUGCAAGCUCCUGAACCUGCUUGCUUCUCCAUCUGCAACAUCAAUGGCAACUGAGGAGCUUAACAAACCUUCUUCUCUUCCUCCAUAUCCUGAGAUGAUAAUGAAAGCAAUUGAAGCUGUUGGAGACACUGGUGCGAACAAAUCAGCCAUAUCAAACUACAUAGAGUCCACCUAUGGUGAUGUUCCAGCAGGGCACACAACCCUUCUGACCCACCACCUCAACCAGAUGAAGGACAGUGGUGAGAUUGUGUUCUUCAAGAACAACUACAUGAAGCCUGACCCAAAUGCCCCACCAAAGAGAGGGCGUGGAAGGCCACCUAAGCCUAAAGACCCAAAUGCUCCUGAGGUUACUACUGCUGCUCUGGGGCCACCAAGGCCUAGGGGUCGCCCUCCAAAGGACCCUAAUGCUCCACCAAAACCACCAAGUGAGAAAGUUUCAAGUGGGAGGCCUAGAGGGAGGCCAAAGAAGAUUGCGAGGUCCGAGGCGGCUUCAACGCCAGGAUCCACCGGGAGGCCAAGGGGUAGGCCUCCUAAGGUGAAGCCUCAGAUGACUGAAGUGAGUGUUGAACAAUAGAGGGUGAUCGAAGUUAGUACAUGUUUGAAUUUGUGUUGAAAAUCACGUUUGGUGCAUUGAAAAUUAAAAUUGCGUGUUAUGAGGGGCCAAAUGUGAUCUAUGGGCAUCAACAGAAAACCAGACAUGUUGUAGUAGUGGUGGUGUUGGAUUGAUCUUCCUCCCUAGUAGUAGUUGUGGUAUUAGUUUUUGUUAGUGUCAAUGUAAUUGGUUUGUAAAAUUGUGUAGUGGGUUAGCUAGUUCUAUGGUGGAGGAUGAGGCUAUGUUUGUUUUCUAGUUAUCAAUUAGACAGCAAUGACUAGAUCUGGUGAUAAAUUGUGUUUCUAUUUGUGGUGCUCUUAAUUUUAUUCUAACUUGAAAAAUCUUUAAUGUGGAAAAGGGUGUCGUUGAUUCUCAAA
Lotus japonicus is the source of this 1052-nucleotide messenger RNA. RefSeq names its product HMG-Y-related protein A-like. Gene Ontology annotation, biological process: regulation of DNA-templated transcription; chromosome condensation; negative regulation of DNA recombination. Gene Ontology annotation, cellular component: chromatin; nucleus; nucleosome. The record is from RefSeq and is a predicted model, not a curated record. The transcript is spliced from 2 exons. The coding region runs from base 127 to 657 and encodes 176 amino acids. Gene Ontology annotation, molecular function: nucleosomal DNA binding; double-stranded DNA binding. NCBI's taxonomy places the organism in Eukaryota, Viridiplantae, Streptophyta, Magnoliopsida, Fabales, Fabaceae.